This is a messenger RNA of Ooceraea biroi (clonal raider ant), 2471 nucleotides long. It is a transcript of the gene Marcal1, whose product is annotated as SWI/SNF-related matrix-associated actin-dependent regulator of chromatin subfamily A-like protein 1. NCBI's taxonomy places the organism in Eukaryota, Metazoa, Arthropoda, Insecta, Hymenoptera, Formicidae. Gene Ontology annotation, cellular component: nuclear replication fork. The record is from RefSeq and is a predicted model, not a curated record. Gene Ontology annotation, molecular function: ATP binding. Gene Ontology annotation, biological process: replication fork processing; DNA repair.
GGGUUAGGUUAGCUCGAUAGCUCGUUGUUUAAAGUCGCGAGUUGUGAUUUGACGAUUAACCUUCCUUAUGUGAAAUUGAGAAAAUUGUUGUCCAGUUUUCAUUAAUUUGGCUAAACUUGAUAACAAUCCGAUAUUUGGUUGCCUUUAGUAGCUAAAACGUGACUUGAACAUAAUUUAUAAUAAGUGCAACAAUAUUAUGUUGGCCCAUAUAAUAUUUGUAUUUCAUUAUCUACAGAAUGUUGACCGUGGAAACUAUUUACAUUUAAUAUAAAUAUAAAAGAAUACGAUACGUUUACUUCCUACAAUUAUCGAGUAAACAAUGGAUAAAACGGGGAAAGUAUGUUCUCCUGCAGAAAUCGAGCAGAAACGCUUGUUAGCGUUGCAGAGGAGACAGCAAGCCCAACUGAAGGCACAAAGUACAUCUAAAACUGAUUCAACACCUCAACAAACAGUACACAAGGCUACUGAUAAUGUCAUAAGACUGGAUAAAUCAAAUAAUCGUUUCAAUCCUAUAGAACCAAAGAAUUUUUUUAGUAGACCGUUCACUAGACUAACAGGAAAAUGUUACAUGAUUAGUAACAAUAGGUUCACAGUAGAAACGUCAAUGUUUGUACCUACAAUUAUUGAUACAUUUAAAACAGUUCCAAGCAAUUUGUAUGAUGUAAAAACUAAGACAUGGAAUUUUCAUAUCAAUGAUUACAACAGUCUGAUGCAGAAACUGACUUGCCACAAUUUUGGAAUAUCUCUUACAAAAAUACCAGGGAAUGUUCUGCAGAUAUUCAAAAAGAACUCAAAGCUGGACAAUCAAGUGUUGGAACAGGAUUUAUCAAAUAUUGAUAAAAGAUUGAUGGACAAUGUGAUGCCGUUCCAACGAGAUGGCAUUUGCUAUGGCGUAUCAAAGGGUGGUCGUUGCAUGAUCGCAGACGACAUGGGUUUAGGGAAGACCAUACAAGCGUUAGGCAUAGCACAUUAUUUCAAAGAAAGUUGGCCACUUUUAAUCGUGGUGCCGUCAUCAGUCAGAUUCCAGUGGUCCGAAGCGAUCUAUGAGUUCUUACCGUCCGUGCCCACGCAUUACGUUCAUCAUUUCGUAAAUACGAGGGAUUGCAUCGGGGACGAGAGGAUCACCAUAAUAUCAUAUGACUUGUUAGUACGAGCUGUAGAUACUUUGGAGAGACAUAUCUAUGGAUUUGUUAUUCUGGACGAGUCUCAUGUGCUGAAGAGCAAUAAGACCGCAAGAUUUCAAGCUGUGCAGCGGAUAUGUGUGCAAGCGCGUCACGUCGUACUUCUGACUGGAACCCCGGCUUUGUCGAGACCGAUUGAACUCUAUUCUCAGAUUAGCCUCAUUAUACCGCGCUUCAUGAGAUAUGAAGACUAUGGUGUACGAUAUUGCGCAGGGCAGAGAACUGCGUUCGGUUGGGACUUCGCAGGUUCGUCGAACAUGCAAGAGUUACAGUUGUUGUUAAAAUCCACCUGCGUGAUACGAAGACUGAAAGCCGACGUGUUGAAUCAGUUACCAUCCAAAAUAAGACAAGUGGUCAUUUUGGAUCCAGAUUUGAUCAAAGCUGGCACCAAGCAGAUGGAGGAAAUGUCGCAACAGUUGCAGAAGAAGCUCACAGGCCUGGAAGGACACAAUGCCAUGCUGGAUUAUUAUAAUGAAUCUAGUUUUGCGAGAAUGAAGGCAGUACGCAAUUACGUUGCGAAUUUGUUCGAAAAUAAGAGAAAGUGUCUUUUAUACGCUCAUCAUCAGAAUGUCUUGAAUGCCAUUUGCGACGUUGCUGAAGCCAUGAACAUACGAUACAUAAGAAUCGAUGGCAAGACUAGUUCGGAACAAAGGAAAAUGCAGGUCGACACAUUUCAGCAACGCGAUGAUUACUUGGCAGCAGUUCUGUCAAUCACCGCCGCGAACGCAGGCAUUACGUUGACGGCUGCGCACCUCGUGGUUUUCACCGAAUUAUUCUGGAAUCCUGGUAUUUUGUGUCAAGCGGAGGACAGAGUGCAUAGAAUUGGACAGAACGAAAGCGUUAUAAUCCAAUACUUGGUCGCGAAGAAUACCGUGGAUGACUAUAUGUGGCCGUUGAUCAAGAAGAAGCUAAAUGUUCUAAACGCGGUCGGCCUGGACCAAAACUUCUCGAUAAACGACGUCAAUGUUACAACACAGAAAAAUAAGGAGCAACGAGACUUAAGUUUCUUUUUUGACAUCUCCUCAUCUUUCGCGGAAUCACAGCAGGAUAAAGAGCAGAAAGACUCGCAAACUUUGGAGAGCGAUAAAGAGCAAAAGCAUUGUUCAAACGUAGCAGCGUCUACUUCCGUAGAGAACGUUAAAGAAUUGCUCGAGGCCGACGAGGAAUAUUUUAACUUUUGUGAUUGGGAUGACGUUAUGUGACUGUACAGUAGUCUUGUUGAUAUGAAAUGUUCGCUAUUUUCGAAAAAUUAUUUUUCUAUGAGAUUAUAAUAAAGUUUCUAUAUAUAUA